AUGAGGAAAAAAAGGAAGUUGACAGAGAAGUUGAAACGUUCAGACGACGGCGAAGUACCCGCUGAAGCGACCCCCCGCGAGACUACGACAACAGCUGUGGAGAAGAAACGAUCUAAGCAGUUCAUGGAGGAGGGGGGAAAGGCUCAACGGACCCUUGGGACGGAAGGCGUUGGAGGGUCUACGUCUUUCCCGGAAAUCUCCCAAGGCGUGGAAGAAAGAUCACAAGCGAUUGAGCAGAGAGAAGCAGUAUCGAUGUUCAUUCGUUCAGGGCUACACCCAAAAGCUUCUUUCCAAAUCGGUCUCUCUCAUACUCUUCCGGCUGGAAGUACCCAACAGAGGGGAAAUUUCAGCAGGCAAUAG
Messenger RNA from Marasmius oreades (fairy-ring Marasmius), 360 nucleotides. RefSeq lists its product as uncharacterized. The coding region runs from base 1 to 360 and encodes 119 amino acids. NCBI's taxonomy places the organism in Eukaryota, Fungi, Basidiomycota, Agaricomycetes, Agaricales, Marasmiaceae. The record is from RefSeq and is a predicted model, not a curated record. The transcript has a single exon.